CCUCUAACUAACCACCAGCGAUCAAAACAGUCUGCACACUAGCCGGUAGAGUACUUACAUUACUGGCGAAUGCCGAUGUUACGCAGCGAGGUAAGUCCAAUCCGGCUCUCGUUAUAGGCUAGAAGUGAAGUUCGCAGUUAGGGGCCACUCAUUGUGGAUCGGAACGUUUUCGCGACCUGUUGCUUCAAAACAAGACGGAUAAAAUAGAUAACCAUCAUUCCGCGAGCAUCGAUUACCCGCCAAGAGGUUGAACUCGACGGACUGGAAAAGUGUGUGAUUAGAAAAUAACCGAGAAGUGUAAUUGGAGCUAAAGAUUGAAGUUGAAAGUGAGCCGUGCAGUUGAUUUUUUCCCCGUGGUUUCAAGUUCAAGUGCUAUCGCCUCCUAAAAAGAAAUAAAAAUGACGUUCACAGUAAAAAUAUUUCUAAUAUCUGUGUUCGUUAGCAGCAGUUUUAUUAUUUACCAUUUUAUAGAUGUGCAAGCGCAACAUCUACUCGCCCAGGCGCUGUACCUUGGUGAUCCGGACGCGUUCAACACCACUAAAGAGGACUGCGUGUGGAAGCGGGAAGGAGCGGAUAACCUGUGCCCGGAUCCAGCCAUUCGCAUCAUCAUGUACACAUCUGGUAUCGUGAAGGAUAAGCUAGUGUUCACUAUGGAUCACCCGGAUUGGUUAAACGACUCCGAGUGGCAGCCCGCAAAGGAAAACAUUAUUCUAGUUCAUGGUUACGCCGGUGGGGACGACACACUGCCGAUCGCGGUUUUACGAGAUGCAUACAUCAACCACGGAGGAUAUAACGUGUUUUUAGUAGAUUGGGGAACAUUAGGACAGCCACCAUGCUAUGUAGCCGCGGUUUACAACAUCAGACCGGUUUCGGUGUGCUUGGCAAAACUGUUAAUGCGUCUUCGUGCGCUUGGACUUCCACCGGAAAAGACAACCUGCGUGGGGCAUUCGCUGGGAGCACACAUCUGUGGAUUGCUAGCUAACUUUUUAAACUUUAGAAUUGAGCGUAUUAUCGCACUCGAUCCGGCACGACCUCUCAUUAAACCCGGAAACAUCAACCGCUUGGACAGUGGAGACGCCAAAUCGGUGCAGGUGAUACACACUAACGCCGGUCAUUAUGGUGAGGGAGGACGAGUUGGUCAUAUUGACUUCUGUAUCAACGGAGGACGACGCCAACCAUAUUGUGGCAAUAGCUCUAACAUAAACUUGUGUAGCCACAUCUGGGCAGUGUGUUAUCUAGCGCAGUCACUCUUCGAGGGCUCGGAGCCAAUGGCGGAGCCUUGCAAUCGGCGAUGCCCUACGAGUGUUUUGCUACCGACGGCCAGGCAACGAAGUGGUCGCUUCGGCUACGCGGUAGGAUACGCCAUUCCUAUGGGACAAAAAACUCCAAUGAGCGCAUCCGGAUCGUACUGCAUCAAAGACACACAUCCACCCUUCUGUCCUUCGCAUGCUGGUGCACCAGGAGAUAAAAGAUGCUGCAUUUAGUGUAUAAACAAAACAUAAUGUGCCAACCAUUCAAUCAUGUUGACUAUUUGUCCUGUUGAUCGAUGAGAUCGGACAAAAAACUCGUGCCGAGAUAAUCCAAAGUACUGUUUAAAAUCCAGAUGGGUCCUAUAAUCAUUUUUGACUGAUAAUGGUAGAUUGUUAUUAUGACUUAGCUCGUUAAGCUUAUAUAGAUGUUGUUUUUUUCUGUUGUAGCAUGACAAGCAACAUAUUGUUAUGUCGUGUCUUAGCGUUACCCCUAGUAUUUGUGAAGCUAUUAUUUUACUAGUUUCUAGAUACGUAAUUCUCACUUACCAGUAUCAUAAAAUACAGUCCUGAUGAAAUAAAAAAUGUAUCUACGAGGAGAAUCACGAUACGAGUGAUAGUCUUGUACACGAUGUAAAUAGGUUUGUUACCUAGAUAAAUCUAUUUACAUAGUUAGGCACAGGGGCGACACAUGACUUUUAAACGUACCUGUUCAAUUAUAAUUUCUUAAAAUCACAGUUUGGGGACGUAAUCAAAUCAUGUACGCGAAAAAUAAUAAAAUAUAAAUAUACAUAUGGAUUUGAAAUUCAUUUCUCGUCUGACGUCCCCGUGUUCAAUGCGCAGGUUGCACCUAUGGACGAGGACCUAUGGUUAGGAAGUGGAACAUACUCAUAUCUUAGAUGAGUUACGAUAUCUAGUGACUGUUAAGUAAGUGAUUAUUAUAUUCACUGCAAACUGUUCGUAAACAUUUAUGGAAAGCGUAGUUCUGGUUUAGAUUAAUAACGAUGCAGUAUGACCAUACGGUAUAAUUUUAAUUCGAUGACAUCUCAAAGUUAUUCAUAAAAGUGCGUAAUUUAUUAAUAAAACUAUUGUCUAAUCUGGAGUAGAAAAGCACCAUGUUCUACCUUGAAGAUCCUUUCGGGUCACGUUAGUAUUAGCACACGUGCAAAAUCAUCUUCACUGUCACUAUGCACUUCUUUACCGACAAUGUCGAAUGAUAUAUUAUCAGCCAUCCUGAAGGGAUAGUUUCCAAAUAUUGUUCCAACAGUGUGAAUAAUUUGGAGUUUGGAUUGUAAAAGGAUUCAGUGACAAGAUCAUCUGAAGUUUCAUUUAAAAAUCAUGAUUUGAAAGGAAUAUUACUUGUGCAUACAUAUAAAAUAACACACUUUCAAGGACACUUUGGAAUGGUUUUUUCAAUUUUUUUCAAAUCUCGAAUGAAAUGAGCAAAUUAACACUUCCCGCAAAUGACGUUUAUUUGGCACAAAAUUAAACACUUUCGAACAACUAAAAAUAUUUGACGCUACAAUAAAAUCACUAACGUGUCAAAGCGAUUUUAGCAUGGUUCAACACGUUUUAGAUACAUAUGUCAAAAUCAAUAGGUAUUUACUGCUGUCACCAUCUGUUGAGGAAAGCGAGAACAUAGUUGCGCACCUAUUAAAAUGCACAAACUCACUUUCUGACUAGUUUGGAUACAAACAGUCCAUAAUUGAAAAAUAAAAUAGGCGAGUUAAAUUCAUAAAUUUCGUAAAUGAGCAUUUCCCGCUGAGACCGGCUCACUAUUUACAUGAUGGUAUUGAAAACGUUUCAAGUUAUGUUUUUUUGGAAGCCCAUGUUGAACAAGUAAAGAAACUGCAUUUGGUUGAUCAAAUUGAUGGACCCCCCAUUAACUGGAAAUCAACACUAUUUUAAAAUUUUUCGUUUUUCUUCAAAACAUGGCUCACCAAAAUUGCACUAACUCUUGAAUUCUCUAUGAAAUUACCUAAACCAACAUAUCAUUAGAAACGGAAAAGAUAAUCUGUAGGGAAAAAUGCCCGCCAGAACGUUUCGUUUUUGAAAGCUGUUAGAAGUCAGGUGAAGCUUUGGAUAGAUUUGGCAAGCUGCCACUACAGUCGAGAGAUGCCUCAGUGAGACAGUGGCAAUAGGGUUCGGAAACUUUAAAAAGACAUCAAUCCUCCCAAAUGCCUGCAAUUCCGUCUAAUAAAAAAAUAUUGGGUAAUUUUCACGCGAAAAUUAAGAAAGAGUGCUAAAGUGAACUAAAGUGAAAGAGGGAUGCCAUAAAGAGAUUAUGGAAUAAAAAGGCCACUGAAGUUAUUCCAAAAUAUAUACGAAAAUUCAUCAAAGCUGCUACGGAGUAUGUUUAUGUUAUUUUUUGGAAGAAAUCAGUAUUUUGAUAUAGGAAAAUUUUUUGUUUUUUAAGCAAUCCCGAGAUACUAUACUUGUAUUGUGAUUCUGCUUUUCAAAU
Wyeomyia smithii (pitcher-plant mosquito) is the source of this 3708-nucleotide messenger RNA. RefSeq names its product phospholipase A1 member A-like. Gene Ontology annotation, molecular function: lipase activity. Lineage: Eukaryota; Metazoa; Arthropoda; Insecta; Diptera; Culicidae. The record is from RefSeq and is a predicted model, not a curated record. The coding region runs from base 399 to 1484 and encodes 361 amino acids. The transcript is spliced from 7 exons.